UUCUUCAAGCCUAUUUUCUCAAUACUACCAGAUACUUGCGGUAAAAACGAAGUUUAUACUGAAUGCGGGUCUGCAUGUCCCAAAACUUGUGCUAACUUGGGAAAAGAUCAAGUCUGCACUGAACAAUGUGUCAAAGGUUGUUUCUGUCAAAAGGGAUUAGUAAGAAAUGACUACGGAGAAUGUGUACAACCAAGUCAGUGUCAAAAACCACCAUCUUGUGGUAAACACGAAGUUUAUGAUUAUUGCGGGUCCGCAUGUCCCAAAACUUGUGCCAACUUGGGAAAAGAUCAAGUCUGCACUGAACAAUGUGUCGCAGGUUGUUUUUGUCAAAAAGGAUUAGUUAGAAAUAACUAUGGUCAAUGUGUACACCCAAAUCAGUGUCCAAAACCGACCCCAGGUUCAGAAGUGUGCGAAACCGUUGAUUGCAGAGGAAGUCCAUGUCCAGCAGUUGAUUGUGCUCCAGGUUACAAGCCAGUAAGGUCUUGGUGUGGUUGCUGCGAUAAAUGUGAACUAGUGAAAACACUCCCAGGUUCAGAAGUGUGCGCAGCCAUCGAUUGUAACGGGAAUGAAUGUAAACUAAUUAACUGCAUUGAAGGUUCCGCGCCAGUGAGGUCUGAUUGCGGUUGCUGCGAUACGUGCGAACCAAUAAAAAAACCAGAUGAUUGCCAAACUGAUUGCUCAGGAUCAUACAACUGUCCAACCAUACCAGAAAACUGUCCAGAUGGUUUCGAGAUGCGAAUACCAAAAUGUAGAUGUUGUCCAGAAUGUCUGAAAAAUGAUACUUGUGGUAAAAACGAAGUUUAUACUGAAUGCGGUUCUGCAUGUCCCGUAACUUGCGCCAACUUGGGAAAAGAUCAAGUCUGCUCUGCACAAUGUAUCACAGGUUGUUUUUGUCAAAAAGGAUUAAUUAGAAAUGACAAUGGUGAAUGUGUACACCCAAAUCAGUGUCCAAAACCAAUAUCAAAUACUUGCGGUAAACAUGAAGUUUAUACUGAAUGUGGCUCUGCAUGUCCCAAAACUUGUGCCAACUUAGGAAAAGAUCAAGUCUGCACUGCACAAUGUGUGAUAGGUUGUUUCUGUGAAGAAGGAUUAGUUAGAAAUGACUAUGGUGAAUGUGUACACCCAAAUCAGUGUCCAAAACCACCCUCACCUACUUGCGGUAAAAAUGAAGUUUACUAUGAAUGCGGCACUGCAUGUCCCCAAACUUGCUCUAACUUGGGAAAACAUCAAUUCUGCAUCGAACAAUGUGUCGAAGGAUGUUUCUGUCGUGGUGGAUUAAUUAGAAAUGACGAGGGUGCAUGUGUACAUCCAAAUCAAUGUCCAAAACCACUUUCAGAAAUGUGCGGCAAAAACGAAGUUUAUAAUGAUUGCGGUUCGGCAUGUCCCCAAACUUGUGCCAACUUAGGAAAUGAUCAAGUCUGCACUGCACAAUGUGUCAAGGGUUGUUUCUGUCGUGAAGGAUUAAUUAGAAAUGACCAGGGUGACUGUGUAGAUCCAAAUCAAUGUCCAAAACCACUUUCAGAAAUGUGCGGCAAAAACGAAGUUUAUAAUGAUUGCGGUUCUGCAUGUCCCCAAACUUGUGCCAACUCAGGAAAUGAUCAAGUCUGCACUGCACAAUGUGUCAAGGGUUGUUUCUGUCGUGAAGGAUUAAUUAGAAAUGACCAGGGUGACUGUGUAGAUCCAAAUCAAUGUCCAAAAC
Molecule: messenger RNA, 1699 nt
Organism: Parasteatoda tepidariorum (common house spider)
Lineage: Eukaryota; Metazoa; Arthropoda; Arachnida; Araneae; Theridiidae
Source: RefSeq, a predicted model, not a curated record